AUGGGAAUGGAACUUGCCUUCCAGAUGACCGAUGCUCUUCCGAAUGAGUACGGUAUGAAUGUGGUCAAGGGGAUCCUUUGGAUAGUGUUUGAGGUGAUUCUUUCUUUGUCUCCUUUUUGGUAUCCGGCUGAUCAUGCCCCUGUACAGACUGCAAAAAGACGCGGGGAGAAUCGAGCGAGGAUUUUAGAAGCCUUUGAAAGUAUUCCUGAGACUAUUCUGACAAUCAACUUCUCCUGUAGUUUGUUGAAACCUACUGCAGAGGAUGAGAAACUUCGGCAAGAUUUUCAUCGUGAACUUGUGAAGCGUAUGCCUGAGUUGAUUGAUAUUCUUCUUGGGAGGGCACCCUGGUUUCAACGAGUCAAAGGUUACAUGACACUCAAAGUCAGCGAAACGGCCAAGAUUGGUGAGAUACUAUCCGAGUGGAAUCAAUACAUAACAACCCUCAAGAACCGAGUCAUGCAAAUGAGGGAUAGACUACAGAGCGAGAUUGCAUACCACAGCGCCGAAGCACAUCAGAUGGGAGUCCAGACGUACAACAAGCUUGGCACGUUCGAUAGUCGCUUUGAUGAGAUACAAUCUAUAAUUGUGGGCUUGGGGCCAGCGAUUAUAGCCCAAAUGCAGCAAGAGUUUGGAAAGAGACUCCAGCAGCUGGAACGUUCCGUUCAGGCUCGGGAUGGAAAGUUUGAUUUCACGGCCAAUUACCCCGUUGGCUUUGACAUCAAUAGCCCGCAGAAUAAUCCUGAUUUGGAGCGCCAGGAAUACGACUUCGCUGGCUCUCAACUAUAUACCCAACCCACGCAUGGCGAAUCAUACGCGAUUAUCACACAACUGGAGCUUCUGGGCCUCCUUCGAGUGGGACCUUCUACAGCUCUAGAGGAUCUAGAGUUUAUCCUGCAACAAUCGAACAGAACAACUGAGUUAUCACUCCAGCAAGUGUGGUGGCUCAAUCGGAUGGAUGAAUUCAUCACCUGGUAUCGCGAGCCUUGCUCUUCGCUACUCCUAGUCGACGGACACCUCGAUACCACGCCAUCAGACAGGAUCUCGCCCCUGUCGAUUUUCGACGCAAGCUUUGUACUCAAUCUAGUCCAGAGCCCCUCUCGAAUCACAUUUUUUUUCUUCGCGGGACUCGUCGACGGUGAGGAUGAGGAGAAAGACGCCAAUAUCAAUGAUCCAUGCGGGCUUAUCCGCAGCUUGAUUUCUCAACUGCUAUCCCACGAGAGCCUUCCCCAGCCUGAUCUCCGCUUCCUCACGCAGGAAUGGAUUGAGCAAUGCGAGAUGAAUAAUAUUAAAGCUUUGUGUGACCUAUUCAAGUGUCUAGUCUUCCAGGUGCCCGCGGAUAUGCAGGUAUUUUGUAUUCUUGACGGGUUGGUCGUCUACGAAUGUGAACCCCUGUGGAGGGACGAAAUAGAUUAUAUGGCCACCCUCUUUCAGCAUAUGACUCUGAAAACUGGAUUCAAUGGCAUACCUGUAGUUAAGACACUGUUUACGUUCGCUAAUAGAAGCUUGCAGAUCUCUGAUAGAGUCGACAUGUACCCGGAUAUCUGGAAACAUGCGACUCUGGCAGCUGGGCAUAUUGAUGUCAUGCCUUUGAUGAUAUGA
Molecule: messenger RNA, 1599 nt
Organism: Talaromyces stipitatus ATCC 10500
Lineage: Eukaryota; Fungi; Ascomycota; Eurotiomycetes; Eurotiales; Trichocomaceae
Exons: 4
Coding region: 1-1599 (532 amino acids)
Source: RefSeq, a predicted model, not a curated record